AUGAAUGGUAGGGUUCAAGGUAGAUUUAAGGGUGAGAAGGGGCUUCAUCAAGGGGAUCCUAUGUUGCCUCUUUUGUUUGUCCUACUCAUGGAAUAUCUCACUAGGAGUCUUCAACUGGCAGCUCAAGAUUCUGCUUUCAGGAUCUCUGGCUGUUGUUCAAGUGCUCAAGGGUGCUCUAGAGGAUUUCAGUUCUGUUACUGGGCUUCAAUCAGUGCUAGCAAAUCUCAUAUAUACUUUGGGGGAGUUUCUGCUGCUGACAGACAGAGAAUGGCUGCUGAGUUACAGCUUUCUGAAGGGUCUUUUCCUCUUAAUUAUCUUGGUGUUCCUAUGAGACCAACUAAAUGGAAGCAUGAAGAUUGUGACAUUAUCAUCCAAAAAUUCAGAAUGCGAUUACAUACUUGGGCUAGUAGGCACUUAUCCUUUGCUGGUAGAAUCCAACUUAUUCAUUCUAUUCUAUUUGGGCUGCGGAACUACUAG
Messenger RNA from Humulus lupulus (European hop), 477 nucleotides. RefSeq lists its product as uncharacterized. The transcript has 2 exons. Lineage: Eukaryota; Viridiplantae; Streptophyta; Magnoliopsida; Rosales; Cannabaceae. Bases 1 to 477 code for a protein of 158 amino acids. The record is from RefSeq and is a predicted model, not a curated record.